AUGAUCGACAAAAAGGUGGUCGGCAUGAAUUGGAUUGAGAUCCCGGCCGGAAAAUACAACCUCAUUACCGAGGGGAAGCGUUCCCAUUGCCAGAUAGAGCUCAGCGUUCAUACUGACAAGAUGAAGUCGCAUCCCGCGGACGGAGAAUGGUCGAAGAUCGCACCGUUGCGCAUCCUGAGUUUCGAUAUUGAGUGCGCGGGACGCAAGGGCAUAUUCCCUGAACCAAACAUCGACCCCGUCAUCCAGAUCGCGAACAUGGUGACUCGCCAAGGCGAGAGUAAGCCGUUCAUCCGCAACGUGUUCACGCUCAACACCUGUGCGCACAUCGUUGGGUCCCAGGUGCUGUCAUUCGACGACGAAGCGAAGAUGCUGGAGGCGUGGCGGGACUUUGUCGAGCAGGCCGACCCGGACGUCGUCAUUGGGUACAACAUCUCCAACUUCGACUUGCCAUAUCUCAUCGACCGCGCCAAAGCUGUGAAAGCACAGAAACUGCCUCUCCUCGGCCGGAUUUGCGGCGCGAAGGCGCAGACGAAGGAUACACACUUCUCGUCGCGCGCGUUUGGGCAGCGCGACUCGAAGGAGACGGCUCUCGACGGGCGGCUGCAGGUCGACAUCCUGCAGUACAUGCAGCGCGAGCACAAGCUGCGCAGUUACACGCUCAACUCGGUCUGCGCGCAGUUCCUUGGCGAGCAGAAGGAGGACGUGCACCACUCUGUCAUUACGGAGCUCCAAAACGGCACGCCCGAGUCCCGCCGGCGUCUCGCGGUGUACUGUCUCAAGGACGCGUAUCUGCCGCAGCGGCUGAUGGACAAGCUCAUGUGCUUCAUUAACUACACCGAGAUGGCGAGGGUGACGGGCGUUCCGUUUAAUUACCUCCUCUCGCGCGGGCAGUCUAUCAAAGUGCUCUCACAGCUGUUCCGCAAGGCUAAUGAGGUGGGCUAUGUCGUCCCCUCGCUCAAGGGCGAAGGAACGGACGAGGCGUACGAGGGCGCGACCGUCAUCGAGCCGAAGAAGGGGUACUACGACGUCCCGAUCGCGACGCUCGACUUCAGCUCGCUGUACCCCUCUAUCAUGAUGGCGCACAACCUGUGCUAUACGACGCUGCUCAGCAAGGGGGCGAUCGAGCGGCUCGGCCUCGUGAAGGACCGGGAUUAUAUCCAGACGCCAAACAACGACUUCUUCGUGACCUCGAUCAAGCGGAAGGGCCUCUUGCCGACGAUCCUCGAGGACCUCAUAGCGGCGCGCAAGCGCGCGAAGGCAGACCUGAAGAAGGAGACCGACCCAUUCAAGCGUGCGGUGCUCGAUGGCCGGCAGCUCGCCCUGAAGAUCAGCGCGAACUCAGUGUACGGCUUCACCGGCGCGACAAUUGGGAAGUUGCCUUGCCUUCCGAUCUCGUCGAGCGUCACGGCGUAUGGGCGGCAGAUGAUCGAGAAGACGAAGCAGGAGGUGGAGGCGGAGUACUGUGUUGCGAAUGGGCAUUCGCAUGACGCGCAGGUCAUCUAUGGUGAUACCGAUUCGGUCAUGGUAAAGUUUGGACCCACAGACCUCCCGACUGUCAUGGCACUUGGGAGCCAGGCAGCGGACUUCGUGACCGCAAAGUUCGUGAAGCCGAUCAAGCUCGAGUUCGAGAAGGUGUAUUUCCCGUACCUGCUCAUUAGCAAGAAGCGCUACGCCGGUUUGUACUGGACGCGCCCAGAGAAGUACGACAAGAUGGACACCAAGGGUAUCGAGACCGUGCGGCGGGAUAAUUGCCGCCUAGUGUCGACUGUCAUCUCGACUUGCCUCCACAAGAUGUUGAUCAACCGCGACGUGAAGGGUGCAGAAGACUAUGCGAAGCAGAUUAUUUCUGACCUCCUGCAGAAUAGGGUGGAUAUGUCGCAAUUGGUGAUUACGAAAGCGUUGGCGAAGACUGAUUACGCGGGGAAGCAAGCUCACGUAGAGCUGGCGGAACGGAUGAAACAGCGCGAUGCUGGAUCUGCUCCUGCUCUCGGUGAUCGUGUAGCGUAUGUCAUCAUCAAGGGUGUAAAAGGCGCUGCGGCAUAUGAAAAGUCGGAGGAUCCAAUUUACGUCCUGGAGAAUAACAUCCCUAUUGACACAAAAUACUAUCUCGAAAAUCAACUUUCGAAUCCACUCAUGCGGAUUUUCGAGCCCAUUCUGGGCGAGAAGGCCUCUUCCUUGCUAUCUGGCGAUCACACGAGAACAAUACAGAUCGCGACGCCUACGGUGGGCGGCUUGAUGAAGUUCGCAGUGAAGACGGUCACCUGCCUCGGAUGCAAGACACCCCUGCGGGCAAACAAUAGCAUGAAAAAUGGUGCUGUGUGCCACAAUUGCCGGCCAAAGCUAGGUGAACUGUUCCAAAAGCAGGUGUCGACAGCGUCUGAGCUGCAAAUCCGGUUCUCGCGCCUGUGGACGCAAUGUCAACGGUGCCAAGGUUCCUUGCAUCAGGACGUGCUCUGUACAAGUAAAGACUGCCCGAUCUUCUAUAUGAGAAAGAAAGCACAGAAGGAUGUUGAGGACGCGAAUGCGGUCCUGGAGCGUUUCGAUCACGAAGCGUGGUAG
Sparassis crispa is the source of this 2559-nucleotide messenger RNA. Its product is annotated as DNA polymerase delta catalytic subunit. The record is from RefSeq and is a predicted model, not a curated record. NCBI's taxonomy places the organism in Eukaryota, Fungi, Basidiomycota, Agaricomycetes, Polyporales, Sparassidaceae. Bases 1 to 2559 code for a protein of 852 amino acids. Gene Ontology annotation, molecular function: DNA binding; 3'-5'-DNA exonuclease activity; DNA-directed DNA polymerase activity. Gene Ontology annotation, biological process: DNA replication proofreading; base-excision repair, gap-filling; nucleotide-excision repair, DNA gap filling. The transcript has 18 exons. Gene Ontology annotation, cellular component: delta DNA polymerase complex.